Messenger RNA from Amoebophrya sp. A25, 14637 nucleotides. The record is from the annotation of a GenBank genome assembly. Lineage: Eukaryota; Dinophyceae; Syndiniales; Amoebophryaceae.
AGCCCUUAUUUAUCCUCUCCCUUUCAUUUUUUUUCCCACCUUCCUCAUACAUGAUCCUAUUUAACCAUUCUCUUUAUCCCCCAUUCCUCCAUCUUUAGCUCAAAUUUCCUUUCAGUUCCCCAGUAUUUUCUCUCUACCUAAACAUACUUCAGGCUAGGGACGAGGAGGGUGAGCUGCGUCGGGGGACGAUAUUCUUCUAAAUAAGUAUUGUAAGAGGUACUUCCAACAGAAUUGUAAGAACUACGUAAGAAUUGUAAGUUAUUAAAGUACAACUACAACUCUCGUUGUCAUAUUAUUAAGGAGAUUAUAGAUGAACUAAGUACAUGGAAAGCUUAAGGUCAUCAAGAUCGUACUUGUCAUAAGAACAUAGACACUGAAGAUCAAUAAGCAUGGUGAUGGUGAACAACAAUACUGAGGAGAACACUGCAAGUAACGCUGGAGCUGGACCCAGUGCUGAAGGUGCUGCUACAAACGUGGCAAGUGGUCCUGCACAGGAGCUUCCACCUGCUGGCCUACCUUCAACCGCACCAGCUGCAGCAGGUUUACCAGUAGGAAAUUCCGCUACAACAACAGGAGCUCAGGUCACUCGUUUCGGUCGUCACACAUCAAGUGGAGCAAAAAUGUCGAGUGUCUCUUUUAAUACGACUGCAGCUAGGUCACCUCGUCCAGCUUCUAACAGCGCAGCUAAUCAUCGCGCAAUGUCUUCUACCACGACUGCGGGUCCUCUAUCCCGUAUUCUCUCCCCACGGAACCGUGCUGAAUUCCGCUUAGGGCCGAUCGACAUGUCGGCAAUUGAAGAAUUGAAAGCGGCGAGAGAGUACUUCACAGAUCGCGAGCUUGAACUGUCUCAGCAAAUCAGCAAUCUACUUGCAGAAAACGCGAGGUUGUGCAAACAGAUGGAUCAAGUGCGCGAAAAGUGUAAGAUGAUCGAGAACCGCGAACAAGCUGGCUUGGCUAGUUUGAAGGCUGAUAUGGAGUUGUUGGCUUCAUCGAAUGACAAUUUGAGAGCCCAAGUGUCGAGGGAUCAAGAUAUUGCGCGCUCGUUUCAACUGCGGGAACAGGAGAUGCAAGCCAGGAUUUCAGCAUUGGAAGCCGAACUGGACAACAAGAACGAACACAUGCUCUCUUUGGAGUCGAAACUACGGGAAGCAGAUCGUGCCUUGAACUACAGGAGUGAGGCAUUGUCCGCGACCGAACGAGAAAACGUGGCUCUACGCCGCUUUCAGGCGGAAAUGCGAGAAGCGAACGAUCGGCAAUUGCAAAGAUCGUCUACAACAUUGGAAAAAAAGUGCGAGGAACUUCUGUUGGAAACCUUGGACGCACGAAGGAUCGCAGAAGCAGCUAGAGUCGACAGGGCUGACAUGGAAGACAAAGUGAAGCAUUUAACGUUGGAAAGCGACACCUUGCUGGAUCAAUUGAAGAAGGAUGAACUCGCAAAAGACGACUCCGAAAAAGCCUACACGAGAUUGGAGGUACUUAGAAGUACUUCUUCGAGUAGUAUGUGCUCGUCUAGUACAAACAGAAACAUUGCUUGUUGCUUUUUUGAAUGUAUUUGUAGUCUUCUACUGUCAUUUUUUUAUCAACAUUGAUUGCCCAUUUUUAUUACCAUGUACUAUAAUUUUCGGCGCAUUCGCGAAGUCUAGAAAUCUUCACUCACACCUUCAGGUUGGGCUCUUCCGCAUGCAAGUGAAGGGCAGGAAGCGCAAGCUUCUUCAGAGCACCUUUGCUCCUUGGCGUGGGCUCUCAAAGCGAGCUCAGAACAAGGAACAAGACAAGCGGCAAUUCAGUCGCUACGCGAAUCGCUUCUCCAGACUCCAGAAGGCCUAUUAUUCCAGGCUCUAUUUCCUCCGAUGGAAAGCUAAAAUCGCGACGAUUCAGUUGCGACGCAAAUCGGUAACUUUCAGCAGUUGUUCGCACGGACGGGAACGACAACAGUUGCUUGCGUUGGGAUUUUUGAGCUGGAAGUACAGCAGCUUGCUGAAGAACGUGGCGUGUAAUUUUGAGAAAUUUGAUUCCUACGACAAGAAGCGCGACAUUUAUCUGCGCAGAAUGGCUUCGCGCAUCCAUCUGAGCGAGAAACUGCUGAAGAUAUGCUUCCUCUCUUGGAAACAAAACACUGGAUCUCUAGAUCGCGCUCGGCGAGCCAGAGUCCGCUUAGUGGGUCGUUGGCUACGGGCAGAGCGUCUUCGCGCAGUCGUCGCAGCCUGGCGAGUGCUGGUGAUGUCCGAGAAGCGAAAUCAAUUCAUCUUGGACGCAGUUGCAGAAAGCAACAUUUUGCCAGAGAGCAGCAACAAGGUGACGCCUGAUUCUAUCAUGGAUCACGUCAGGGAGCUAUUGGAACAGCAUGAGACAACAGUGACCACCACUGCUCGUCAAAAAGCAGCAUUUUUCGAAGAAGCACAAAGAGAAAGAAGUGUCCGCAACUCUUCACCCAGAAGAGGUGGUGCAGGCCAUGAUGAUGAAGAUGAUAGUACGUCGUCGACUGGAGGAGGUGGUCCUCGUGCAUCUUCACCGUUUAGUCCACCCUCAAGAAGAAAUAAGGGUAAGAACUACACACUAACCGGAACGGGAGAUUCGUCAGCGGAUGAUGAGGCUCAUUUCAAUGGAGCAUCAGGGAUGAACUCAUAUGCGAACAAAAUGACUACAACAGCAUUUAAGGGUAGGUUAAAGGUGCUUUUCUUACCGCUUUUUAUGCCUCUCCUAAGGGAGAAAGGCAUAAAAAGCGGGGUAAGCGAGCACCAAAAACCUACCUCUAAAGCAUCAUCUGCGAACAAGAACGCGGCCGCUGCUGUUACCGCUCGGUUGAACCGCAUGGAUCGUCGCGAAAGGGCGCGUUCGGCCGAAGAACGUGCGAAAGCAGUGUCUACGGAACGUCGCGAAAGGGCGCGUUCGGCGAAGCACUUCUCUCCCUCCACAACCAGAGGUGGUUGUCAAACUAGAAGUGUCUCUCCAUCUGGAGGUGCAUCUUCCCAGGCGAAGUGGUCUUACAAAAAUAAAGGUUCAUCCGCUGACCCUCAAAUUCAAACUCGACAUCAACGGGAUGAGAAGCGACGUCGCUAUGGAAGUCAUACACGGUCACCCAAUGAGGCCAACAGUCACAGUUACGAAGCUGCUCUGUUGCACAGACGUCGCGUGUUAGCUAAGCGUGUUGGCUUGUCCUAUCGCGCUUCCUCUGCGCCUGCACACGCCGCUGGCCGUGUAGUCGUGAGAACAUCCUUGCACGGCGACCAUCACGGAGACGAACACCUUGGAGAAAUGAUCACAUUGGACAUUCCCCAUGCUGCGAGUCUGCAUCACACAACAUCGUCUUUAGGUGGAGCUCCUGACACAAAGAAGAUGUCCUCUUCAUCUACACGCAACAAGAACUUGCAUUCCUUAGCACCCCAACGUCUCCUGAUCAAGCGGCUGGUCUUCCAUAUCUGGCGAGGUAUGAAGCAUGACGGACGCGCAGAGCGUUUAGAAGCGGAAAAGAACAGUCUGUUGAACCGCGCGUGGACAACCACCGGACCUUUGAUUCUCAAGCGUAAUCGGAAAGGCAUUCUAGGCCGCUUUUUCCACGUCUGGCAACUGCAAAUCAAGCACGGCAGAUGGCGCGAUACCUUCCACGCCAAAGCGCACACUGCACACGAGAGUCGCGAAAUGAGUCGAGUCUUUAUCGCGUGGAAGAGCGAGAGCCGCCACGGACGCGCCACCGCUGAGUUGCAGAACACCAAAGAAGUAGCGCUAAAGCGUAUGGCGUUUCAGUUGGAUGCCGCUAAUGUUAAGGGUUACCAAAUUGCAUUCUUCACUACCAUCCUUGACUUUUUUUCCAGUAGGAAAAGGGUCAGGGAUGAUCUGAAGAAUGCAAUGUCGCAACCUCUAAUAAUGAGGAAAAAUUGAAAGACUGCGUCUUCCGAUUGUGGCACAAUGUGGUGGGGAAGAUGAAGGUAGAGAAACUCCGAGCGCAGCUAGAACAUCGGACUCGCCUUGGUCACAACGUCGUACACAAACAAGUCACAGACCUAUCAGGUGAGUUGCAUGAAAGCGGUAUGCGACUAGUUUUCGGUGCUUGGCGCUGUGAAGCUCUAGGUGAGAAGAAGCGUAGAACUGUUACCGAAUUGCGCAAGCGCCACCAUCAAUUGCACAACAUGGUCGGAGCGAACUUGUACUUCAACCCGGGUCACCACUUGCACACGUUCUUCAAGUUGUGGGAAAAGCACACGAUCCACCACAACAAGGUCGCUAGAUGCAAAUCCGCGCACGCAUUGAGUCUAGCUGGUGUUGAGGAGUUCCUUUCCAGGCAAAGGAGCCACAAGAUGACCCAUACGGCGUUUGAGUCUUGGCGAUUGGACAUGCGUGAGAUGCGGGCUCUGCGGAGGAUGAAAUCCUUGGGCCAGAAGAUUUCUUCGUUCUUUUAAGGCUUACCCUUAUCCAUCUUCUGAGGCAUCCUGAAGAGGCUGAUCCAAGGAAAAAAGCUCCCAGGAUGCGUCUCAAGAUGGAUAAGGGUGAGGUCUAAUUCUUGGAAACGUUAUCGAAGAACGUGAUCGGCUACGCCGUGGCGACCAACGGAAUCUCAGCGAACGGUGGAGAGUAUGCGGAUUUGGGUGAAACCCCUGUUCCGCCGAAGGAGGAAGGAGAAAUUGCGGAUGCGGAGCAGAAGUUAGAUGCUCUGAAUCGUGUGAUGGUGGCUAGAAAGAUUAAGGGUAGGUUAAAGGUGCUUUUCUUACCGCUUUUUAUGCCUCUCCUAAGGGAGAAGGGCAUAACAAGCGGGGUAAGCAAGCACCAAAAACCUACCUCUAAAAAGAGCAUCUUCUCCCCAAGAAAGCGUUCUUGGGCCAACAACACGUUGAUCGUGGACAGCAAGACUGGCGUGGACUUGGCUAGCUGUCACUUGCGGCGAACCAGCUUGAACGUGAACAGGCUGCUGCGAGAGCAUCCGGCUAAGAAAUUCAGUGGUCUAGACAUGCGCCGCACGGCAGCGGAUAAGGCGAAACGGGUUGCAGACCGUAGUGCGCGACUGAUAGCCGGACAAGUGCCGCCACAAGUUCUAGUGAGGCAGAGACCGAAGUCCAGAGACGACAAGGAAGGCUCUGGACGAGCACCACCAGGGAUGAUAGUCACUGCAAGUGGUAAGAUCGUGGGAAAGCUACCAUCUGGAGGUGCAUCAGGAGGAGCCGCUUCUACUUCCUCGCCUUCAAAGAUGAAUAUGCGUUCUGCUAGCACACAAGGACGAUCUCCUCAGAUGACUAGGGCUGGCGCACACGCCAAUGAGGAAUUGAUUGGGGAAGUGUUGGCAGAACAGCAGAGGAUGCUAGAAAUGCGUGAGCAGCGACGUCGCAACCUAGAAGGCCACUUGCUGGGAGAGAGUGAUGAAGUGACAUCCAACAACAUGGGCACGCCACGUGGACGAGGAGCUGGAAGUGCGAGUGGUAGUAAAGAUACUAUCACUUCUGGUACACGAGCUGUUGGUUCAGGUGGUGGAGGUCAAAUAAACCAGGAGCAUGAGCCGGCCACACGGCCAGUCUCUCCAUUGCCCACCAACGAUGCGCUUGCGCUGCUGCAUGCGAACGAGUAUGCCCAUGGCCUAGACCAGGCAGUAGAUCGGCAUUUAGACACUCUGAAAGACGUAAAGAGCGACUCUCGAAGUCGUUCACCGCAGUAUGUGCAAAGCUCAUCUCCCUUUGCCGCGAUGAGUCCAUUCCGUUAUACAACCACUACAUCUACAUCUAGUACAACUUCUACAGGUGGACGUGGAGGUGGAGGUGGACCCAAAGCAAGUGCUGCAAGAACUACUCCUCACCAAAAUAAAUCUAGUACAACAGCAAGUCCUGCUGCAAAGAGGAUGAUUAUACAAAGUAGAAGUGGUGCUGGAGGUGCUGUCGGACCCUGCUCAGGUAGUACUAGUUCAGCUAGCAGAGGAGGCCUCUCCAGUCCUAGAGGUGCAGAGGCAACCCGAUUGCCGGGGAGAUCGUUGUCACCGAGAGCAGGAGACGCAACCCGACUAGGGCCGGGGAGAUCGUUGUCACCGAGAGCAGGAGACGCAACCCGACUAGGGAGACGAGCGGGUGACUACCAAGUGCCGCCAACAGAUUUGAGUGUGACACAUAGAAGAACGAACAACCAGCAUGCGGCUAUUGAGAGGCGACUGAUGGCAGCGGAUGGACCGGGAUCUAGUAGUUAUCAGCGAAAUCAUAGGCAAGUACUAGGAUCAACAUCGUCCUCUUUAUCCCCUCGAGGAGCAGGAGGUGGAUAUGGUGGAAGUGCGGCAGCGAGUGUGAGACCACACCAUCAACAUGGUUGUACUAGCGCAGAUCAUUUGUCUCCCAAAACCCACGAGCACUUCCAAAAAGUGAAACAGUCCGCCGUGGACGAUCUGGGCGCCGACCCUCUUGGUGUUUAUCUGGAGCAUUUUGACUUGGAGAUUCGCCACACUCUGGACGAAUUCAACGGGUAUUUCGUCAACGACCUGCUUGCCAAUGCGCAUAUUCACUUGAGCAACAAGGAGCUGUGCCAAGGCGUCUUCGCGUUGUGGGUUAACCAGGUGAAUGCCUCGAAGGGUGACGCGCGUAUGCGUCACGUCGCUUUCGACUACCAACAGAAAGUGCUGAAAGAGAAGAAGUCGCUUUCUCUUUUGGUCGACAAAAAGGACUCUCUCAAGAUUUUGGCCAACGCUUUCUCCGAUUGGCGUGCUUACUACAUCGAAGAGAGGGGCAGGAAAGCGGAAGAAUUUGCCAGAACUUGUGCGAUGAAGGUGAUGAGUCGGAUGGGGAUCGAUUUGUUUGGACAGCAAAGCACGUUUGUUACAACCGACAUUAUACGGGAAUGGCAUAGAGUGACACAGGCUGGCUUGGCAAAGAAGCGCCUCGAAGCGGAGAUGGAAUUGCGAAGGGAGCAGAUCGAAAAAUCCUGGAAACUAGCAAAGACAAGGAACAUGCUAAGCGGGGACUCACCGGAAGUUUUGAUGAAGGUACUUAAUAGAGAGGGAGGACGUUGGGAAGUUGUUUUUUUCGGCAACUGUCUAUGAGGAAUUUUUGAUGAUCCUUUAUUUCUAUUCAGAAGUUCGUACUCAACAACGACAUCAACGACAUCUUGAAACUUUUUAUACAUGAUUCAUUUUCAUUUUCUCUUCAUCGAGCACCACGAGCACUCCAUUGUUCACAACCAAGAAGUACAACACACCACCACCACAGACCUGCUUCAUCGCUUGGGAGCGCGAAACUUCCAACCAACUUAUGGAGAAAGGGCUUGAGGACUCUGUGGCGGAAACUAAGGGAAUGGCCAGACGUGUCUUAGGAAGAUUGCAACAGUACGCCAACGAGAUCACAAAGGAGAACUGCUACUGUCUCAGUGGAGCCUUUUGGACGUGGAAGUCGCAUGUCAGUAGCACUAGUCAAUCGCGCGAUCACGAGUCAGUAUUGGAGAAUGUCAAAGCCGAAUUGCAUGGUACUAUAUAUUUAUAAUAUUUAGUUUUCUCUUUAAUACAAGUAGGACUAGUUGUAAAUCGCUAGCAUCUGCUACUUUGCUUGUAGUGUGGCUUCGAGGAGAUUCUUCGACGCAGGUAGAAAGCUUUCUCUCCUGCAGAUGAUAAAGUAGAAGUGACUCCUGUCGUACCUACCACUGUCAUUGAUGAUAGAGACUCGUCUAUCUACUAGGUUCGUGCUUAACCACGUUAACAUAUCAUCAAGAAAAUAACAUCAAUUAUAUCUUCUUAGGCUCUCCUCUGGAGGUACCUUUGUAUUGAGUGGCCUCAAAAGUAGAUCUCAAAUGCUACCUAAGACGAGGCUCCAAACAGGUCUCCGCAUCUCCGAAGUGAACUAUUGGUCUUCCAAGGCUGGCGCCAGACUGCAGAGCAAGCAGAAGAUUAUCGACCGUGCAGUCGUGCACUUCCAACUCGAGACCAUGAUGAAGGCCUGGCGAAAGGCUACGCAUGACGAGAAGUACAAUCGGAAAGAGAUGGAGUAUCAGCACAUGCUGAAACGAUCCAUGAAGACCUUCGAGACAUUCGUGCUUCAGGGUGUCACCGCAACGAAACAAAGCAUCCUGAACUUGUGGAAAGAGGCCACGAGGAACUGCAAGGAGGAGAGGGAAGCGACUAAAUUGAAGAAGAACAUCAAGAACUUGAAGCAAGAACAAGCAUUGUCAAGGUUGAAAAUGGCGUUCGUGACGGAUCCACAUGUACAUACUUAACUACUUUUCACAUGUUGUCAACUACUUGUGCUGUUUCUUUUUCUAAGUAUUUUUAGGCUAUGUAUCCCUUCUUGCAACAUACAACUUGUGUUUCUUUUUUCUUCAUAUCUACUUCGUCAGAAAUUUUACCUCCUGCCUGCAUACUGUUUUUUCUUUGCGAGAACGGACAUCAUGUCGGGUUCUACUUUGUUCUUAUAAUAUUAAUUGGAAAGUAGUUCUUUCACCCUGCUAAGUACUUUUUUUUUACUUAUUCAGUUUCAGUUGUAUCACAAUCACGACGACAUGAAAUCUUCAACAACAAUUAUAGAUGCUGAUGCUCCUCGCGUGGCAGUCUUGGCGCAAGGAGCACGAACGCGUUGUCGCCGAUCGGGAAAGGGACGCUAUGGAGAGCAAACUAGGCGAAGCCAAACGAGCAGCCAUGGUCCAGAAAUUGAGACUUACUUUUGGGGAAAAGUCCGACCACUUCCUGCAGGAGAUGGUGUUUCGCGCUUGGGUUCGCGUGGUAGACGACGCUCGCCAAGAGAUCCAAUUAAAGAAGAUCCAAAGCAACAUGGAGCAAUAUGCCCAUAAUGUUAAGGCUGUACCUAAUACAUCUUUGGGCGUAUCCUUGAGACGUAAUAUGGAGGAGUAUCUAUCCUAAGGGAGUAAUACUCUCCUCCAUACUUAUUCUCAAGGAUGCACUUGAAAGAUGAAUUACGGACAGCUCUAAUAAUGCAGUGUUGACGACGUGCCACCACGACGAAAGAAGCCUGAAAGUUCGAGUCUUCAAAGGCUGGGUGGAAUGCCUGCAGACCGAAAAAGUGGUCACUGGGUUGAAUACCAGGAUGUUAGAACUCAAGUCGACGUUAGGCGCAAUGCGAUUAUGGGGCAAAUUUGGUGGAGCGGCGGACGAAAACGAGCUCCGGAAGAAAUUUAUGGAGAUAUGGCAUGAACAGGUACAAUUUUUUUUAAGAUGUGAGUCAGCUAAAGUCUACUAAGUUACCUCAAGUAGAGCAAAAAAGUUAUUUAAGAAAAGACGCGAAUUCAACAUCUCGUCUGAAAAUUGAGGAAAUUUAUGGAGAUAUGUUGGCACGAACAGGUAGUGAUAUGUAGUGAUAUGAACAGGUACGACAUCAAUCAAUAUGAUUAGGAAUUCCCUAAUUAGAGUUUCUGGAAAUUAUGUGGCACGAUGAACAGGUAGUAUGUGCGUCUAUAGGGGAGAGUGCCACGCGAUUUUUUCAAUUUUCCGUAACUGUGGUAACGACCCUUGAAAUCUUCACGCUUGAUAAUUCUUUGACUUACAUAACUCAACGCCAGCAUCGCCGUUGGGAAUGCCAUUGGCCUGGGUGGGCAUUCGUUGUGGGAGUUGACCUCGUGUCAGCUGCCAUUCUGUCUCUAGAUUUGUGGCCGAUUGUACGGUCUUAUGCGCACCCAGUAUGUAACUUGGAUGAUCUUAUAAAUAAGGGGGUAAAUAAUUGAUUGAAAGGGUGGCGGCAUAUAGUCCUAACGCAAAAAAAAAAAAACUCUACGGUGAUCAAGAAUGGCCAUAACAGGGACAUACACAUGACAUGGCACAUCGCCAGCACCACACUGUAGUUCUUGAUAUCGAGCAACUACUACAUCUACCGCAGUUAGUACCUUGCUUCUAGAUCAUCGAACCUCCAUAUAAAUCACACCCAUCGUCCUCGUCUUUCCCCUACUACAGGCCAAGGAAGAGGCAAAGGAGCGCAUUGUCAGGGAGUCAUUGGAGAAGGCGAAGCUUAGUGCAAUCGGUCAAUCCGAGACUGUGGUGAAGUUUGGGGGUCUUCUGGCCGUCCAGAAGUGUAUCCUGUCUUGGAAGGCUCUCGUUGCUACCGUGAAGGACAAUGGGAAAUUGGACGCGGAGAAAGAGAGAGUGGUAAUUUGAAUUAUAUCGUUCAUAAGUGUUAAACUUUUUUUGACAGAAACUAACGUUCUAUCAAUCAUGAAUUUUUCAACUUCGAAAAACUGAAAUAACCGAGUAACUAUUGAAAAUAAGGGAGAUACUGAAAGAAGAGGAAUGUAGUCAGGACUCUCUUAUUUCAGUCAGUAGCUCGCUUAUUUUGAGUUUUCGAAAUUCGUCACUUACAUCCUGCUGCUGCCUUUUCUUCUACUUUUCAGGCCUCCGCCAACGCUCGUGCCAAAGCGUUUGCUCAACGUUUCGGCGAUAAAGUUUCUAUUAAGGGUUUCGACAUUGCGACAUUCUUGUUGUUCACUGCCAUCCUUCACUCGUUUUCAAGUAGGAAAAGGGUCGAGGAUGGUCUGCGUCUGAACAAGAAUGUAAUUCCGUAACGGAGGACCUCUAACCCUUGUCUCCAGAGGCAAGCUGUUUUCUCGGUUUGGCGCUUCUGGGCUUUGCAGGAGCUCGAGUCCCGUGGUGUCCACCACCAACAUCGACAACAUGCGGAAAAUCUCAGAGCCAACUCUAGUAAAAGGCUGCAGCUAGCUCUGCAGCAUCAUGACCGGUUGUUGUGCAGUCAAACGGUGCGGUUGUGGCGAGACUUGGUGCAGAGCCAGCACGUGGCGAAAGCGCACAAAAUCGCAUCCGACAUGCAUUUCAGAACCAGUACGCGGUUACAGAGAGCGACACAAGGGUUAUACGCGUUCAUCCACAAGACCCAUGAAGCAAAGCGCCUAGAGCUGGUGUUCGUAGAAUGGAAAGACGUGGCGAAGAGGGACAAGUACCACAACUUACUUAGGGUCGUUUAGAUCUGUAGUAGAUGAGAAGCUUUGUUGAUCAUGAUGAUUUGGAUUUUUGCGCAAUGUCCAUGAUGCAAUUGUAUCCUUGAUCGAACUUCGCAACAUCUUCUUGGUUAACUACGCCGAUGGGUCCACCACAUGCAAGAAGCAGCCUCUUCCAUCAGCAUCAGAAGACCUCACAACUUCUCACAACUUCUACCUCUAUUUUCGUAUUCAGGUACACGUUCGUGCUGAAGGGACUGAACGAGUCGCUGAACCAUGUCCGAAACAAGCAUGUGACAAAGGGUUUCGAGUAUCAAAAUAAUAAUGUGAUGAAGACCAUGAUCUUGGCCUGGCACAAACUAGCAUUGACAGGCAUUCAUCAGACCAGACUGCAACAGCAUGUCGACUUUCAUCACGCCGGAAGGGAGAGACUGGUGCAUGGUAUGAAUUACUUUUUUCUAGGUUUAGAAGGGACUUGCAGUAGUUAAUAUUACGCUGAUUCUUGCUUUGCUUAGAUCUAGAAAUAGAACCAGAGCAGAUGUUUUUCGUUACGCUUAAUACAUCGGUAGUCAAGGGGCUCAACCACAACCUGAAAAUGAAAGAACUGCAUCAACUUGACGAGCAUGAGCAAUUUAUUAUCUUCACAUUGGAACUACCUCUACCAAGUUAGUAGUCUCCUUAAGUAGAUUGUCCUUUGUCCAACUCAGGUUGCGACAAAGCUUUACUUCGCCACCAUGCUGAGCGCCACAUGCACACAGUUUUCGAAUGCUGGUGGCGCUUUGUGAGCCACGAGCGUCGCAAAAAUUUGUCGCAUUCUGUUGCCGAAGUCACCAAAAAACAUGCUAAAGUUCAUGCUGCAGCUUUGCUAAGACCGUUCCUUGCGUGGCGCGACCGUGCGCGACUCCAAGCUUCCGGAUUGGAGGAGGUGAAACACGCCCAAAGAGAGCAAUUAGUCACGGUACAGCAGGCCAAGCGACGCUGCCUGCACGCGAUUCACUCUUGGCGCCACGAAGUUUUGUUCGCCAAGGGUACUAGGAAGCACAUGGCUUACUAUUUGGCCAAUAGUGAGCAGGCUUUGCAGAGCUUCGCCUUCCUGACUUGGGCGAAAAUCACGCACGCAGAACAUGCCCAACGGCACGCGAUGAGCAGUGUGAGGAGUCGGCGGGCACUGCAAAGAGUCGGCGCCGCUUUUUCUGCCGCGCACGAAAGCAAUCUGAUCAAACGGGUGUUCGCUGCUUGGCGAGAAUGCCAAUUGCAGCAGAGCAUGGUCCUCUUGGCGACGAGACAUCAACAGGACCGAAGUGUUUACUUGUCCACGCUGUUAAGGUUCGUGGACCGAAGAGACAAACGCCACUUGCUGACUCUGGGCUUCUCCCUGUUCGACAGGAACUCGCGUCAAAAACGUGCCAAUAUUGCCAGAUGGACUCUAGUCAAUGCUCGCAACUUCUCAUCCCGGCAAAAACUCCGCAAAGUCCAACUUUUUCGAACCUGGCGACUUAGGCGCGUCAAUCUCCAAUGGGCUAGAGCACAGGCAACCCUCCUGAAGAACGCUCGAUCUAGGUUGCUAGCGGCACGUGCCUUUUUUUAUGACCUCCACUAGUACUUUAUAACUUUUACUAGUUGAUGUAGUUCAUCUUUUAGUUCAUCAUGUUCAUCUUGUUCUGUAAAAACGUGUUUUCAAGUUUCACCUACUUCUACUUAAUAUAGAGAAGUGAUGUUGAACAACUAGUACACAGAUGAUGUAAAAGAUGGAUUGAGAAGAUUGAGAUUGUAGAGUGAGAAGUUCUAAUUUUUGGGUUGGGCCUUCACUGUGAGGGAAGAGCAAAAAAUUGGUGUGCACCUGGAGAGACACGCGAACACAAUUGCGCAGUUCGAAAAAUUUCAAGAGGAGGCGAACUACCAUGCGGCAAUAAGACCUAUCUUGCAAAAAUGGGCAUUGAUCGCAAGGCGUUCGCGCAUCCUACGAGGCAUCCGACUCGCAAGACGGCAGAUGCUUCUCGGUGCGACGUUCUCCAGUUGGGAUGGCAUUACCCGACAAGUGGGCGCGAGGGCCCGUUUGUUUCUAGGGCCAGCAGCUGGCGGAGCCCGUGCUGGUGCAGGAAGUCACGCGUAUAACUCUAACAACUACGCCGGCGCAAACAACUACAACUAUCAUUCUCCUGGUGCUGGUGACCUCCAUGAACUACCGCACUCUUCAACACCCUCUUGUUCCAGAACGGUACGUGGUGAGAGACAGAGAGCAGCAGAGCAGUUAUACUAUCAUAGAUCCUCAUCUUCAUCAUCAAGCAGCUCAUCAUCUUCAGCCAGUUCGUCCAACAGUCGGUCUGUUAGCCGUAGUGCUGCAUACCGGAACCGACGUGAUGCAGCUUCCUCACAAAUGAAGAACUACAGUAAAGCCACUAUGACUUCUAGAGCACGGAGGAGCUCUGCUAAAAGGGGAGAGUCGCCAACGCUGAGGACCUCGCGUGCAGUAUCACCGAAAGCAAGUACUAGUCCCACGCGGAACCCUUUUGCCUCUCCAAAAAACAACGCUUCCACCACUUCCACGUCAGUUGUAAAUGCAGAAAAAACAAGUACUAAUAGUAAUAGAAAUACUAGAAUUAGUACUAGAGACAGCAGCAUUAUGCUAGGAGCUGCUUCUCCUCGUGGAGGAAGAUAUCUUCGUCAGGCAGAUGAACGAGAUCGCGGAGGAGCGGAGACUAACUCUAACUCAUCGUCGGACUAGUAGACUAUUAGGAAUCAUUGUACUCAAUCGUCAGAACAGUACAAGAACUACUUCCCAUCUCCACGUCCACCCUUGGACUUUUGGACUGUGGAAUGUGAGAGAGUGGCUAGUCCUGGACUACUACUUCUACUAUGCAGUCAUAUUUAUUAUCUGUGAGUAGACUGGUAGGACUUUUUAGCCUUGACAGAACUUCGAAAUGAAACAGUCUGUCAGGGUUCUUCAUACAACUCGAUGCACUUUUCUUCAUACAGCGAACUUACAAUUAGGAACUUCUAAAUACUAAUACUGCUGGUGCUGGUCGUGCAUAUGAUAGUGAUACCAGCCACAUAGAAGGCCUAGCUAAAGGAACUAACUCAACUUCAACAUAGUCAACAACUAUUCAAUCAUCAACAAUCCAUCUGCAUAGAAAAUACUAUACCUAAAUAGAAAGAAUUUAAUAGGGAAUGAAUUAAGCCACGAACACGAUUGUUCAAUUGUACCACAACUACCACUUAUGAGCUCGGAAUCGAAGAGCUCUUUCGUGCUUAGAGCUGUGUCAUUCUCCUGGUGCUUCCUGCAACGUUGUACUAUAUGUGUUGUAUAGAUACUACCGCUUAUAUUGGGACUACAAGCUUCACAGUUCCUGUAAAAUAGAGAAUAUUUGCGACAUUUCUCGUUACUCACUCACAAACACAACUGUCCAUGCAGAUACCUCGAGGACGGUGACAUAUUAAGAUGCAGCUUGGGCAUAAAAACGUACGUACUUGAAAACACACAUGUUCCUACAACAUACAGAUACAUGACGACUUGUUUGAUUCCGCUACUAGUACACCGCUUAAUAUUUCAACAGCCUAUACUAACUAACAAAUUUACGUAUUUUUCAACUACUCUUGCGGCAUCUUCAACAAGCUUUGAAGAAGUUGUGUAGAUGAAUGUAGUUGCUUAUCCUGAGACAUCAAUUGGAGUGUUGGACAAGAUGAAUGUUCUAGAAAAGCUGCCAGUAUCUGUCAUAGAAAAGCUACCAGGACAAGUUCGACACUUGUGCCGCAAAACAAGAUGGAGGAGCCAGCGCCUCUUCAACGCAACGG